Messenger RNA from Boleophthalmus pectinirostris (great blue-spotted mudskipper), 2065 nucleotides. RefSeq names its product protein phosphatase 2, regulatory subunit B', delta (gene ppp2r5d). Lineage: Eukaryota; Metazoa; Chordata; Actinopteri; Gobiiformes; Gobiidae. The transcript is spliced from 17 exons. The record is from RefSeq and is a predicted model, not a curated record. Gene Ontology annotation, cellular component: protein phosphatase type 2A complex; nucleus; cytosol. Gene Ontology annotation, molecular function: protein phosphatase activator activity. Gene Ontology annotation, biological process: signal transduction; protein dephosphorylation.
UGCGGCGCCGCAGCCAAUGGGAGCGCUGGAUUUGGCUGCGGCGCUGGGAGCAGAGUCUGACCGAGCGACAGCGUCCCAAACCCGGGCACAGAGGCACGACGCGCCGCGGAGGCUGCACCAUGCCCAACAAAACCAAGAAGGACAAGGAUUCGAGUAAAUCCACAAAAAGCUCCAAAAACACCAACAGCAACAACAAAGAUGAAAACUCCGACGAGGUACUACAAACAGAGUAAGCGCGCCCCCCCUCCGCCCCCCCUCCCACACAACUCAAUAAAAUCAAAUAUUCUCCAGCGACGACGGUCGUCAAGAAAGAACGACGCCACAGCUCGUCCCGCUUCAGCCUCAGCAAGAACCGAGAACUGCACAAGCUGCCCGCGCUCAAAGAUGCGGCGGCGGCGGCGGAGCGGGAGGAGCUGUUCGUGCAGAAGUUGCGUCAGUGUUGCGUUCUGUUCGACUUCGUGGCUGAUCCGCUCUCUGACCUCAAAUACAAAGAAGUGAAACGAGCCGCGCUCAACGAGAUGGUCGAGUUCAUCACACACACGAGCGGCGUGCUCACUGACGCCAUCUACCCCGAGGCUGUGUACAUGUUUUCGGUGAACGUGUUCCGGACUCUUCCUCCGUCGUUGAAUCCGACCGGAGCCGAAUUUGACCCAGAAGAAGAUGAACCCACACUGGAGGCGGCCUGGCCCCACCUGCAGUUGGUCUACGAGUUUUUCUUGCGUUUUCUGGAGUCUCCAGAUUUUCAGCCAAAUAUCGCCAAGAAAUACAUCGACCAGAAGUUUGUGCUGUCGCUGCUGGAGCUGUUCGACAGUGAGGACCCCAGAGAGCGAGACUUCCUGAAGACCAUCCUCCACCGAAUCUACGGAAAGUUCCUCGGGCUCAGAGCCUACAUCCGCCGCCAGAUCAACAACAUCUUCUACAGGUUUAUUUAUGAAACUGAACAUCACAACGGCAUCGCAGAACUACUGGAGAUACUUGGCAGUAUCAUAAACGGGUUUGCGUUGCCGCUGAAGGAGGAACACAAAAUGUUUCUGAUCCGAGUCCUGCUGCCGCUGCACAAAGUCAAGAGUCUGAGCGUCUACCACCCCCAGUUGGCGUACUGUGUGGUGCAGUUCCUGGAGAAGGACAGCAGCCUGACGGAACCGGUGAUCAUGGGCCUGCUGAAGUUCUGGCCAAAGACCCACAGUCCUAAGGAGGUGAUGUUCCUGAACGAGCUCGAGGAGAUUCUGGACGUGAUCGAACCGCAGGAGUUUGUCCGAGUCCAAGAACCUCUGUUCAGACAAAUGUCCAAGUGUGUGUCCAGCCCACACUUCCAGGUGGCAGAGCGAGCUCUUUAUUACUGGAAUAACGAGUACAUCAUGAGUCUGAUCAGCGACAACGCAACACAAAUCCUCCCCAUCAUGUUCCCGGCACUCUACAAGAACAGCAAGAGCCACUGGAACAAGACGAUCCACGGUCUGAUCUACAACGCCCUGAAACUGUUUAUGGAAAUGAACCAGAAACUGUUCGACGACUGUACACAACAAUACAAGGCCGACAAACAGAAAGAAAAAUACAAACUGAAGGAAAGAGAAGAAGUUUGGAGCAGAAUCGAAGGAUUGGCCCGACAGAACCCACAGAGUCACAAACUGCAGCCUCUGCGCCCCGGACUGACCCCAGACACACAGGUGGCGCUGGUGGACGGCCUCAGCGCAGUUUACUCCAUGGAGACGGACACGCCCACCACAGAAGAAGACAUCCAACUGCUGAAGAAGACCGUGGAGACCGAAGCCACGCAGGGCGUGAAGGAUCUGAAGAAGGACAAGGCGCUGAUGAGGAGGAAGUCGGAGCUGCCGCAGGACGUUUACACCAUCAAAGCUCUGGAGGCGCACAAGAGAGCCGAAGAGUACCUCACAGCCAAUCAGGAGGCUCUCUGAUCCCCCGCGGCCAAUCAGGAGGCCCUCUGACACACUACGGCCAAUCAGGAGGCCCUCUGACACACCAUGGCCAAUCAGGAGGCUCUCUGAUCCCCCGCGGCCAAUCAGGAAGCUCUCUGAUCCUCAACGGCCAAUCGGGAGGCCCUCUG